AUGAAAAGAAAGCACCCGGACAACGGACACGAGACAGACAGUCCAAAAAAAAAGAAAAAGGGACCACCGACCUUAGGUCUGAAGCGGGCCAAAGGCAAUGAGAAGGACACACCAUGGUUCAAAGGAAGAUUAUGCCCAAUCAAAACUCCGAAAGCUUGGUUUAUAAAACCAAUGGCGGAAUUGCCAGAAGGGUAUUGCAAAUCAAAAGAUGUGUUUAUGUAUCCUAAUUAUAUAUCUGAAUAUGUUCUACCUGUGACGGUGGGUGAUAUGUUGGAAUUCGUCUUAGGAGAUCGAGACAAGACAAGACCUAUGGCAAGGAAAGUACGUGUAUCUCAAUAUUCACCGCGAACAUGCAAGGAAUUAACUGAGUAUAUGAGAAAGCUAACUAAGGAUUUGGAUGGUGUUCAAAUGAAGAACGUACUUGUGCAAGUAUUACCAUGUACUGCAUUGUGGAGGUUUCUUGGGUCACCAGUAUUUAAAAAAACAGCAGGUUCGUAAUCUCGAUAUCUAUUCGUCUAUUUCUCUAUCUGCAUGCAUAUCUAGCAUGUUAUAUAUAUUAUAUAAAAACGACGCACUAGAGUCUGGUUUACACUAUCAAAGUUUCUGUGGUCACAGUGGUAAUUUUGCAUUGGUAAAUUCUAAGUUUUGAAGGAUUUGUAAGAAGGGAACUGAUUCACUGUUUAACACUAAGUCAGUUCCCUCAAACAUUUCCUUCAAAAGUUAGAAAUUACCCAUGCUAAAUUCCUACUGUGAAGUGUGAUCACAGAAACUUUGAUAGGGCCAAAAAAAAAAUAUGUGGGUUUCCGGUUUCUUCGUAUAAAAACUUAGGUAGGGUAGGUCGGUUUUAACUUUUUUUUUUAAACUUUUUUUUUAAUUUUCCGAACAAGCGGACGCCAUUUUGUUUAGUCAGUGCUUCCACUUCCAAAGAUAAAUUUUCCUAAUAUUGCCUCAAAUUUCAAUUUUCCACAAACUUUUUCCUCUAAGUGGAAACACUUACAAGCAUGAUCCAAUAAAAAAGUUUAGGGUCGGGAUUUCGACGUCCAAAAGCUAGGUAGGGUCGGGAAACCGGAAACCCACAUAUUUUUUUUUUGGCCUAGUGUAAGCCAGGCUUAAGUAUUGUAACCUAACACCAAACUUUGUGUAAGAGUUUAAGGACAAAUGACAAUGGUCAUCUGAAUUUUGUAUCUAAAUAAAAAUAAUCAUAAUAAACAGGCACUGGAGUCCCAAAAGAAAAUCUGCUUUUUUGAAAGAACUGUUCUUACAUGCAACUGAGGCUGCCUCCUCAACAGGCUCUUCUUCAGUUAUGUACUAUUUAAAAUGCUCAUUAAUAAUUCGUAAACAUUGUGGCAAAUCAUGUCAGUCAUAAUAUAUCAUGUGGAGUGACUUUAUAUCUGAUAAAACUCAUCUUCAUUAGUAUUCUUUAUAUAAUUGUUCAUCCUAAUUAGUAUGAUUAUAUAAUGGUCCAUCCUAAUUAGUAUUCUUUUGUAGUCGUAUUUUAAGCUAUUCAAAACACUCGUUGUCGUGUUUUAUCAUCUGAUAAAACACUCCUACUCGUGUUUUAAAUAGUACAUAUUGUGCGCGCAUUGAUAGCCUGAUAAAGGCGAAGCACCUGCGGAAAAAUACACAGUAAUAAGACAACAGCAUUUUGCAGGACCCCAAACCACUGUUGCAAAUGUAAAACACAGACGCACCAAACCGCCAACAUCCAAUUUGAAUUAAUUUAUCUUUCAUUCUUCAUGGUUUACAGAUGAAGAAUUAACCAGCAUGGUCUAUAUUGAGCUCCUCUUAAAUUUACUGAAGGGUAUUUUACAUAAUGGAACACAUUACAAGACUCUUUUGGAAGAUGCCAUCAAGAACAUCACACAAGGAAGAAUAUUUCAAGCAACAAACGACGCCAGCCUGCCAGCGAUUAUCAGGUCUUGCAAUUAUGGAGACAAUGAACAGUUCUACUCUGAGGAACAGAAAUUAUUUUUAUGCGCAAAACUCGUUCGAACUUUUUGCCAAGAUGCAAUUCGCCAGGUUCCGUCGAUCACUCGUUGUCUUUUGCCCACAGUUGCUGCAAUCAGCGAGAAGAUAUCAAGCCCCUCAAUACAGAGUUUUUUAUAUAAUCUCUUAUCGCUCAGUUCUUCAGGAGAAAGUGGGUUCGUCGCUAAUGCAAGUACCUGGAAGGAACUACCUUUAAUCCCAACUGAUCACGAAUUAGCUGGUAAUUUGGUUGAAAAAGACAAAAAUCUGAUGCGUGUGAGAACUCGCCUUCCCUAUGACGAUCCAGAGCAGUACAUGGAUACCUACUUCCGACUACUUCGCGCGGAAACCUUUUCAGCAAUCCAGCAUGGAAUAAAAGAUCUCAAGGCGUCCACAUUGGAUCUCAGAGAUAUGAAUGUCUAUUACAACGUCCACCUUGCUGGCUUUGAACUUCAAAGCGGUCGGUUUUCCCUUGCCAUUCAUUUCAUACCCACCAAGAAAGUGAAAAGAUGGGAAGCCUCGCCUCAACUCAUGUAUGGUAACUUGGUGUGCGUGUCCAUCAACCGGACGUUUGAUGACGUCAUUUGGGCAACGGUGUCCAAUAGGGAUACAGAAUUAUUGAACCAAGAUCAAAUCAUUAUGCUAGAGUUGUUGGAUGAAAAUGUCAAGAGUAUAAGCGAAAUUAUUAACUUGCUACAAAGAAAAGGAGGUAUUUAUGUUUUUGCAUGAUUGUGGCACAAUGGUUUGCGCAUGCAAAAACAAACUAAAAUAUCAUAGGAAAAAAACAAAAGUCAUGUUUAUUGGAUCGACGCAUAAUCUAAAUAAUAAAAUAGGAAAUAGACCCGUAGAGAUUAACAAAAUCCCAGUCCCACAAACCAAUACAUUUCAAUGUCUAGGUGUAAAUCUAGAUGAAAAAUUAAGUUGGGAGAAACAUAUUGAUUCUGUAUGCCAUAAGAUUAGCGCUGGAAUAGGAGCAAUUAAAAGAAUAAAACCUUAUGUUACACACAAAACCUUACAUGAUGUCUACAAAACAUUAAUUCAGCCUCAUUUUGAUUACUGUUCUCCCCUGUGGGAUAACUGUGGUUUGGGACUUCAAGACAAAUUGCAAAAAUUCCAAAAUCGAGCAGCAAGGGUGAUUACCGGAGCUGACUACGAUGUAAGAUCGUCUGAAGUCCUAAACAAAUUAGGCUGGGAAACCCUGGCUAGGAGACGAGAACAAAACAAGCUAGUAUUGAUAUAUAAAGUCUUGGGGAACCACACUGCGCCAAACCUUAAAGAUCUUUUUUCUCGGAGAAAUGCAUCGCAGAAUAUUUAUGAUUUACGCAAUAGCGAAACUGAUCUCUCGUUAAAAAAACCGAAAACGGAAUUUCUAAAGAAAACAUUUGGAUACAGUGGAGCAAUUCUAUGCAAUAGUCUCCCGCAAGAUGUCAAGGCGGCUGAGUCAAUUACGUCAUUUAAAACAAUGGCGAAAUUGCAUUUAAGCAGAUGAUAAGCUAAUUUCUCCAGGACCAAAUGAUGGGAGGACAAUAUAGAUUGUGGGCGGGAGGGGGGUUAGUUUUGCGUGAGGGUGGGUGGAUACUUGUUUAGGGGGUGGAGGUUUGGGAGGAAGAUGAUAAAAUUUUAAGGAAUAGUAACGUUUUAGGGAAUAGUAACGAAUUUAACAUUUAGCUCUUUGUGUGUAUACGCCCUUCGUGGAAACCAGUUGUAAAUAAUUGUCGAAGUUAGCGUAUUGAAAUAAAGUUUUACAUACAUUACAUACAUACAUGCGUUUUUCACUCCUGUGAUGGGCAAUAGAUUCCUACCAAACAUCAGAAGUGUUAUUUGCUGUGUUGGUGUAAUGUAUCAAGUGAAUAAGAUGCUUGUGUGAUGUUACUCUGAUAAUAUCAUGAUUGCAGGUAUUCCCUUUGUUCUCGCAGGGCAAUUAAUAACUAAUACACCUCAUUAUAUUCAUUUUUUCUAAUCCUACCCGCUUUUACGUCAUUCGGGUCAUUUAGUAAAAUUCCCUCGGGCCUUCGGCCCUCGGGAAUUUUACUAAAUGACCCUCAUCGAGCGGCGCCCAAGGGAAUUAUACUAAACGACCCUCAUCGGGCGGGACGUUUUAAUAGCUAAUUCGCUUCUUUUUAUGCUAUUACUUAUAAGUGUAUAUCCACACCGGGCAGGCUUGAAAAAUAUGCCUGGCCACGGUGGGAAUCGAACCUACGACCUUUGGAAUACUAGCCCAAUCCUCUGCCAACUGAGCUACGCGGCCAGGCCGGUUCGAGUAUGUGAUAUUUCGGAACGGAGUCUAGCUCCUUCGAUAUCAAUGUAAUCUAAUAAUCAUGAUAUUUGCUGUGUUGGUUGUUGCAUGAUAUUUGCUGUGUUGGCAGAGCAUUGGGCUAGUAUCCAAAAGGUCGUAUGUUCGAUUCCCGCCGUGGCCAGGCAAAUUUUUCAAGCCUGCCCGGUGUGGAUAUACACUCAGAGUAACAUCACAAGCAUCAGAAGUGUUAUUUGGGUACUAUUCUGUGGGGGGCACUUGGAAAAUGCAUACCUUCGUUAGGGAAUUACGUUAUUUAGAUAUAUAGAUAGAUAGAUAUUUUAACCCAUUUUUACCCAAAGUUAACCAUUUAACUCAAAGUUAACCAAUUUGUCAUUGGACAAUGCACAUUAGCCCCGCAAAUUUUCGUAUUAAUUACGUUAGUUUUCGAGUUAUCAUGCUGACAAACAAAGACACAUUUUCAAAAUUUUUAAACUGAAGGGGAAAUAAAAGAGCAAAAUAUCAGGUGAAUCUCUAGAGUAAUCCAGUAUAAGCAAGUGUUAUCAUUGACAGUGGCUCUUAUAUAAUUUCGUUUUUCAAAAGGUUCAGGAGUUAUGGUAGAAUCACCGACCUACUACCACUCGCUAAGUCCCGUUCUACGAAGUCUCAAAGAAUUCGACAUGGAAAACUUUCCUCUUCAAGCAGAAGUCAUCUACGCUAAACCUGCGCUGGAACGUCCCGGGUACUAUAAAGACGCCAGGUUUAAAACUUCGAUAAUCUGCUCGUCCCAAAUGACAGGUACAGCAAAAGAAACGCAAGGAGAUAAGCCUGGUGAAGUAAAGGAUUCUAGCAAUAUAUUAGAAGCAAGUGAAAGGGAGAACCCCCUAGAGAUGAACGUGAAUGACUGCGUCUCGUCUGGAAAUAAUAUUGACGAUUUUAGUGAAUUUGACGAUUCUGGUGAUUCUAUUGACGAUUCUAGAGAAUUUGUAGAAAUAUGUGACUCGACAAUUAAUGCUGAAUGUUGUUUGAGACAAACUGUAACCUUGAAAACGGAAAAUGUUAAACCGGUGCUGGAAUUUUGUAACUUGAAAAACAUUGGUAAACGAAUAAAUAAUCAUUUUUAUAUCAAUCCAAGUAACAUUGAAUCUGCACUCCCUGAUAAAUCUGUGGAACAAAUGGACACUGAUGGCAACCUAGAAAAUAACUUGCAUUCCAAAUCUUCGUUGAAGACAGAACAAAGUGUAAAGAUUAACGAACCAGCAAACACGGGCACGUUUUUGGUCCAUCCUCCUAGUGCAAGCACCUCAAGUGAAGAAGAACAAACAGGCUCGGGGGGAAAUAGUAGAAGACGAAUCAAUGUUAAACGCUUUUGGAAAAUAGUUAACUCCUUGGAAGCAAGUCAACGUAAUGCCCUUAUUCAUGCUCUCAAGAAUAAGUUGGCAGUUAUCCAAGGUCAGUAUGUGAUAAUGGCACUCUACUAGAUGUCCUAACAUUUUUCCUAUCAAUUUUGCAAUGAACAACUGUACAGACCUAGUUGGUCUAUAGGAUUCACGUGGUACUGACCAGUCCUGUCCAUGCUUAUUGUAAUUGCUCACUCGAAGGGAUGAGAUCACCGGCCAAAAACGUAUUCUUGUGGAAAAAGCUAUCGUUAUCCAUAGUCAAAGUAGCGAAACAAAAAAGCUAUUACUAUAGUGUUGUCUCAUAAACUUUAAUAUGUUUUCUUCCCUAAAGGUCCACCAGGUUGUGGGAAGACAUUCAUCGGUGUUAAAAUCGUUCAGCUGUUGUUAUCUCUUACUCCGAAGCUCGACAAACCAAUCUUACUGUUGACCUACAAGAACCAUGCCCUGGACGAGUUCCUGAAACACAUGUUGGGAUUUUGUCGGAAAGAUGACAUGGUUCGGAUUGGAGGAAGAUCGAAGGAGCCAUUGUUGGAAGAAUGUAAUCUAAAAAAUAUUGAAAUAUUGUAUGAGAAAGCAACACACGGUGAAAUUCAAAACACGAAAACUGAAAUCGCCCACGUCGAAUCGAAAAUUAAGAAGAUUUCCAAAGAAGUCGAAGCUAGUUCCUAUUUGACACAAAAGAGUUUGGUGGACGAGCUGAGUGAGGAACAGAUACAGUCUUUGAUCGUUGAAGCUAGUUGGGGAAUAAGACCGAUGAUUUAUCCAGUGGGUAGGUGGAACUUCGCGAACAAAAGAUGGAUGAAGCGACUGUUGGACGAUGUUUCACAAGGAUAUGGUUCGGUUAAAGAAUUUCUUUAUAUAGCUCUGCGAGCCGGGAUAUCAAAAAACAACCGUGAUGGUACUGACUGUAUUAACGUUUUCCGUAAAGUGUUUCGGUAUUGGUUCCCUGAUCUAACAGAACUACGAAAAAUGACGAAACUUCAAGCUCAGUUCAUUUUGAAAAUCCAAAGCGAUAAGACAACUGAUGAAGACACAUCGAAAGAAUCUCACGACGGUGAUGGCAAUGAUGAUAGCGGUGAUGAAGAUUACGUAAACCAAUUACUCGAGACAAGAAUGCCUGUAGGAGCAAGACAGGGAGUCAAGUCAGAUGAUCUUAUACUUUUUGAUCCCACAAAUAGAACCGAAGAUGAUAGUCGAGUGAAUAUCUCUGACUAUCCUCCGGACAUGGUAGUAAAUUCUCAAAUUCGUUCCGUGAACAAUCUAUGGAGCCUAAAUGAAACCCAAAGGCUGCAGUUCUUAUACUGUAUUCUAAACGAGAGAACUACAAGUGUCUAUCAGGAGUUGAAUGAUCUUAUCGAGCAGUUGCAGACUUUGAAGAAACGUAGAAAAGAGUUGGAAAUAACUAACAAAGUUGAAAUGUUGUCACAGAAAAAGAUCAUUGGUGUGACCAUCACAGGAGCGUCUAUUAAUCAUGAUCUUAUUCAUCAUAUUGGUCCAAGUGUCGUCAUCGUUGAGGAAGCCGCUGAAAUUCUUGAACCCAGUCUCCUGGCUGCGCUGACCUCAUCCAUUGAGCACCUUAUCCUAAUAGGAGAUCAUAAACAACUCAGACCACAGGUUGAUACCUACGAAUUGUGCACGAACUUUCAGUUUGAUAUCUCGAUGAUGGAAAGAUUGAUCGAAUCUGGAUUCCCUUACAAAUGUCUUGCUAAGCAAAACCGAAUGCGUCCUGAAUUCUCAGCCCUGCUACGUGACAUCUACCCAAAUCUUGAAGAUAACCUGCCUCUGGUGUCGAAGAACGAACAAUUGAAAUGCAUCGAGAAGUCAAUGUUUUUCUGGUGUCAUGAUGAUCCCGAAAUACAAGAUCGUACUUACUCGAAUGUUAAAGAAGCAGAGCGUAUUAUAGCUCUCGUUGCGUAUCUUCUAUGCAAUGGUGUCCGUCCAUCUGAUAUCACAGUGCUAGCAGCCUACCUCGGACAGACUAAACUUCUCCGAAACAUGAUAAAACAAGAGAAAGCCAACGCGCCCGAAUCUUUCGAAGAAAUUGACAAAGAUGGAGUAAAACGGGAAGGUUACAUCCAGGUGCAAACCAUCGACAUGUAUCAAGGAGAUGAAAACGAGUACGUCAUUAUUUCACUGGUGCGCUCCAACGGAGAAAACAGGAUCGGGUUUUUGAAUAAAAUGAACCGUCGCUGUGUGGCCCAGUCGAGAGCGAAAUGUGGUAUGUACUUCGUUGGUAACCAUUACACCUUGUGUGGUGCCAGAGAUUCGUGUUGGGCAGAGUUUAUUAGUUCGAUGAUGAAACAAGAUUGUGUUGGUAAUGAAUUUCCACUUUGGUGCACGAAACACGAAACAUCAACGUAUAAGGCCAUAGAUGACAAAACCAUUUGGGCAGUAAUCGCCGAUCCUACACUCCUCUGCAAACAGCCUUGCGGUGAUCCCUACCCAAACUGUGGCAGCCAUCCUUGCAAGGAACCAUGUUUCCCAAGGCACUUGCACACUGAUUGUCCAGAACUUGUUGAUGAUCAAUUCCCAGAUUGUGGUCAUGAUGUAAAACGAAGAUGUCCUGAGAAAAUUUCUAAUCUGAAGUGCAGAACUGUGGAAAUCGUGGAUCUUCCAUGCGGCCACGAAGGCGCGAAAAAGUGUUUUGAAAAGGUAUCUGAUGUUCAAUGCAAAAUACCAGUCACUGCAACCUUCUCACGGUGCGGACACAAGACGGAGAAACCAUGCCAUGUCAAGAUUGAAACGAUGAAGUGUCAACACCGGUGUAAAGAAAUGAAUUCGUGUGGAAUUCACCAGUGUAAAGGUAUUUGUGAAACUCUUCACGGCCACGACACCUGCUCAGAAAUGAUCGAUUACAAAUUCCCAGAGUGUGAUCAUCCCUCAUCAAAGAAGAAAAAAUGUUCCGAAGAAAUAACCUGGAACUGUAGAUACAAAGUGACCUUCACAGGAGUUUGUGAUCAUGAAAUCCAGAAAGAGUGUCACCAAAGUGAAAAGGAAGUGAAAUGUGGUUUCAAACCUUGCAUAAGGUUGCGGAAAUGUGGACAUCCUUGUCCAAAUACAUGCGGUGAAGACUGCGAGUUAGGCGAUUGCGAGCACUGUUUACGUGUAUACAGAAAAAAGAUGCAAGAAUUCCAUGAAACGGCCAAAAAAAGGAUCAAAGAGCUUGAAGAAAAAAUUAAGAAUAAAGCCAUUCCAACAUUCUCUUGGAAGAAAAUCCGUAGCUCAGGAGCGACUGCAGCUGAAUACCAGAAAGUCGAAGAUCAAGUUCUGAAGUUCAUUCAACCAUGUCACCACUGGUUCCCUAAAAUCACCAAAAUUGAAAAAGUUACCAAUCUUGUUUUAGAAAAGAAAUUCGAAGCAGCAAAGUCCAGAGCAUUCGGAGAUUACAUCGACACAAAGUUUCAUGGCACUUCUAAUAAUGCCUUAAGGAAUAUCAUCAAAAAGGGAUUCAAAAUGCCAAAUCAGAAUCCUCCACCUUCCAAACGUGGUAUGUAUGGCCAAGGAAUCUACUUUGCUACGGAUUCCUCCAAGAUUUACACGCAAGGCUCUCGGAAGCUUCUUCUGUGUCAAGUUAUUCUUGGAAGAUCGAAGGAAGUCCAUGAGGCUGACUACAGUUUGAAUAAGAAAAAGCUCCGAUCCAAAGAAUUCGACUCUGUGUAUGCUCCCCGAGGAUCAGCUGUGAAGAGUGAUGAAUUUGUGAUCUUUGAUCCAGACCAAGCACUGCCUCAGUAUAUCAUUCAUUUCUCUGAUACUGUUAUACCACCAUCUCCAUCAACUCUUAAUAUUCAGCACACAUUUACAGUAAAGAACAUGGUACCGUUACGAACCGUAGACAUCCAAGAUCCAUUCCAAAUGUACUACAGUUGGGCCGACUCCCACUUCAGAAGAAUGGCCAUCGCGAGCAAACCACCUCUUUCCCCGCAAAGAGCUACUAUUUCAUCCAUUGAUAUCGUCAUCAACAAGGAUCUUGAAGACAAGUUUGACGCGACGAAGAAGAAGUUUAAGAGCCAAGGCAUUCCUGACAAGGAAAUUCUUGCUUAUCAUGGAACUGAUACGAAAAAUAUAGAUAGUAUCCUGAAGAGUAACCUACAGUUAAGCUUCGCCAAGCGGCAAGCCUAUGGUAAAGGAAAUUAUUUUUCUGAAUUCCCUGCAGUCAGUUUGGGUUAUGGUGAUGGUCUACUCUUGUGUCGCAUCCUUCCUGGAAAAGAGUACGUCGACUCUACCCACUGCGACAUACCACAAGACUAUAAUUCCAAGAAAGUGUUACGAAGCCAACCUACAGGUGAUUCAGCAGCAGCUGCAAACGCGAGUGGUGAUAUGAUUAUUAUUGAAAACUCUGAUCAGAUAUUGCCUUUCUUUGUUAUCCAUCGUUGAAAUGACAGUAAAUAUAGAACAUUAGAAAUAUAUUUUUACAAGUGUAGUGACAGUGACUUUAAAUGAUUGCUACACAUUUCAAGUCACCGAAGAGGUGGUGUAAUUGGUGGGAUUAUCGUUAAUUGACUACAUUUUAAUUGUUAUUUGGUAUUAACUCUAUAUUUUCUUAGAACAAAAAGCUUUUUGAAUAGGUACAUAUAGUGCUUAUACGCCAUAUAAAUAAUAGAUACUGUAUCUAUUAGCUCUUUGGUUCGUGCCUUAUAACAUAACGACACCAAAUAGUAGUGUGAAUUAUUAUUUUUCAUUCCAUAAUUGUCAUGAUUUGAGGAUUUUCUAGUUACAAUUGAAUACAAUUUGUAUCAUUAGAGUAAUAGUAAUUUCAUUUAGUAAAGAAAUAUGUUUAUUUCAUUUUUGGUUAUGUUUUUUAUGUCUAUGCAUAUAUAGCCAAACUUUCCAAAGGCCAAAUAUACCAUAGCUCCCAAUUAUUAUUACCCAGCUUAUUAGCAUACUGCCAGUUACUUCUUAUACCUAGUAGUUGUCAAAUAUUUACAAAUUCACCCAGAGCGCACAGAGUAAAAUAAUCAGAUGCAAAAUCUACAAAACAACAGCAAGGAACUAAAAUAGCUUAUCAUGCUGACGAUCCAGACGCGCGCGUAUUUAUUAAUUAGCGAGCUUAAAGGCACAGUUCAGCCUUUUGAACGAUGGUUUUUAAAGCGCAUUUCAGCCCUGUUAAUUGGAAAAACUAACUAGGAAAAUCAAUUAAGCAUAAUUCAAGAUCACCAAACUUAAUGUUUUUAACAUUUUAAAACAUUUUUAUUGUUAAAAACAUCGAGUUUACUGAUUUUGAAUUAUGCUUAAUUGAUUUUCUAGUUAGUUUUUUCAAUUAAAAGGGCUGAAAUGCGCCUUAAAAACCAUCGUUCAAAAGGCUGAACUGUGCCUUUAAAAGUGCACCAAAUCUAUGACGUGGACAUCAAGAAAAACUGUAACUAUUCCCACAGUUUCACUACAUGGAUAAAAAUUAUAGCCUCCAGUUAGUAAACAAAGUCAGAGACACAAGAGAAGCAAAAUAAAACUGGAAUUUCAAACGUUACCAACGGUUUUUAUGUCACGUCCGCGUCGUAGACUUGGUGCAUCUUAAGCUCGCUAUUAUGUGUUAAAGUAUUUGUUGUUACAUAAGCACCACAUGCAGUCAGCAGCAUCAAUGGAUCAUGCAGAGGUUGUUCAUUUAUGUUUUUAAAUGUGUGGUUCUUAUAGCGCUGCAAGUCAUCUCUACAGGGACGUCGCUAUAGGGGGGGGGGGGGGGAGUGUAACACUCCCAAUAAUUCAAACGUUGGUCAAAAUGGAACUGAUAUUUGCUUAAAAUUGAAGGUAAAACUCGGAAAGAUUUGGUCAAAGUUCGGGAUAAAAGAUGGUCGAAGUUGCUCAAGGUUAUGAAAUGGUUCGCAAUUUUAAAGUUUUUGUUAUGUUUGCGAUGAAAAAAUUGGAAGCCUUGCUUAUCUUGGUCGAAAAUUUUUGAAUAUGCCUAUUUUAGUCGACAACAUUUUCGGGAAAAAUGUGUACGACUUGGUCAAAAUCCUAGGAAAUGUUGGUCAAAACAUGACGACACCCACCCCACCCCCCUCCACCCCCAAUGUUGAUGGCUUCGCGACGUCCCUGGUCAUCUAUAGAAAGAGCAAGUCCAAAUGUUUUCCUAGCUUGAUCGCAGUUUGUUUCACACGAAACUCAAAGAAAACAGCAAAGGUUAGCGAGCAUAUGUAAAUGAAUAGAAAAACAAAAAUAACAACAAAUUCAAUUCUGUAGAUGUUGUUUUACAUAAGUAAUGCCCUCAUUGUUUUUCAACAAGUGGUAUAUAAUUGUCCAAAAAUACGGAUAUUUUCCAUUUUUUUAAAAAACUGUGUUGAGCCACCUUAAAAAAAUGCGCGACAUUAGGACUGUACCGCGUUCCGCCAUUAUAUUCCAUCAUUCAUUGUGACUAGCUCCCUACGCAUUUGGGCUGAUGUCCUACGAUAAAGUCAAGGUUAAAAAGGUAUGUAAUGUAUUUAUAAGUACAGUCUGUAUUUAUAUGUAAUUGUAUUUAUAAGUACAGUCUGCAUUUAUACGUAUUUAGAAGUACAGUAUACUCCUUUAGCAACAUAUUAUGCGAUACAGCAGAAACGACGUAACUCCCCAGAAGAGCUGGGGGAUUCAAAUUUGGAGACAUGCCGGAUGUGCAUGACCCAAUCUUGAAAGCUGGUUUCAACAAACAAAGUUUCUUGAUAAAGAUAUCAUGACUUUGUAAUCAACUUUCAAAGACACAAUUUUAAAUCAAAUGCCUUACCGGUCUCUGUAUAUACUCACACAAAUAUUUAUAGUGUAAACCAGUCCUUCGCUAUAUUUUGUAGUGUGCUUGUAUUAAUUCUUGACAUAAAAUCCUGGUUGUUUGGUGUAGCGAGCAAAGAAUUUGCAGGCUUGUGAGUGUGUAUGAUGUAACUAGCUGACAAGUAAGAGCGAACUUCGACGUUUCGAGCGAAGGUCCUUGGUCUGGAGGUUAGUUAUGUAGAGAGCGUUCGCGCUGGAAGCGUCAAACUUCGUUGUUAUUUUUCAAUUUCAGGUGGUUACAAUCAACACAAAAGCCCGCAAGUUCGUUAUACAUAUAUAGAAACACACUGCAUGCAGAGGUUUCUAAGGGGAAAUAUAGGAACAGCCUGUCUGUUCCUUUCAAAACAUUCGCGAAGAUAUUUUCUAGUUGCAGUAUAGUUUAAGAUGAAGACAAUGCCAAACUUCUUACUUAUGUGAAAUAGUUGAAGUUUGGAACUAUAAAGAAAAUGCAUCAACGAAGAUUUCUGUGAUACAAAUCACUACUUUCGUCUCUUUUCUUUGGCGCUUUGCUUUUGCCUAGCAUUCCAACUGAUUCCAAGAACUGGUUGUUCCAAGAACGACUCUGAACAUCCAGCUUCCGUCGCAUCAAAAAUGGGCAUAUCAUAUGGCAUGACCAUAAUAAUAUUGGCGCGUACGCUUUCCUCGUAUGGAAGAAAUGUUUUAUGUUACAUUUGUACAAAACUACCUCAUCAGCGAACAUUUAAAGUUUGAGAUGGCAUUUUUCACAUGUUUUAGUUCAUUUCACCUCCAGGAGGUUAAACUUUCGUCCACGUUUGUAUACGAGUAUAUGUCCGUCUUACUGUGUAGGCCUAGUGUGUGUUUAUCUGCAUGAUAAUUUAAAAACUACAAACGUAAAAAUACGAAAAUUUGUUGGACUAAUGGAGAUUGCCCAAGGACAAAUUGAUCAAAUUUUGGUUCCAUUUGGGUGAAAUUUAGAUGAAAAUUUAGCAAAAGUUUGUCUUGUUUUGCCGGGCAGAGACAAAGUAACUUGAAUGCGUAAUUAGCUCAUUGUAUGCUUUAUUCAUGAUCAAUAUUCACAACAAUAUUAAUAAAGUUGUUCAUUCAUUGCUGAGUGCUCGCAAUAUACUCGUGAAAAUAUGUUAAUUUCAGCCUGAAUCUUAAUAUAAUCUUUUGUGAAAUUAACUUUGAAAUGAUAGCGAUAUUAAUUUUAUUUUAUUACAACGACGUUUCGAUGCUUCCUGCAUCAUUAUCUUGCAUCAUCACUUUAACUUGAAAAUGAUGCAUCGAAACGUCGUUGUAAUAAAAUAAAAUUAAUAUCGCUAUCAUUUGUUUCAAAGUUAAUCUUAAUAUAAUUUAUAAACGUGAUUCUUAUAAAAUAAAAAGUGUACUCACAGGACAGACAUGUUUUCAGGUGAUGAGAAAGUGAGAGUAUAUGGACAAGAAGAGAAGGCGAGCACCAACCCUAGGUUUGAAGCAGAUCAAAGAUCUGAAACAGACCAAAGAGACAACACCAUGGUUCAAGGGAAGAUUAUGCCCGAUCAGAAAGCAGACUGCUUGGUUUAUAAGACCAAUGGUAGAACUGCCAGACGGAUAUGACAAAUCUAAAGAUGUGUUUAUGUAUCCUAAUUACAUAUCUGAAUAUGUUCUACCUGUGACGGCGGGUGAUAUGUUGGAAUUCGUCUUAGGAGAUCGAGACAAGACGAGACCUAUGGCAAGGAAAGUACGUGUGUCUCAGUAUUCACCGCGAACCCGCAAGGAGCUGAUUGAGUAUAUCAGAACGUUAACUGAGGAUUUGGAUUGUGUUAAUGUUAAGAAAAUUCUUGUGCAAGUAAUGCCCUGUACAGCAAUGUGGAGGUUCCUUGGGUCACCUGUGUUUAAAAACACAGCAGGUUUGUAUUAAUUUGUUAAAAUAAAUAUUCAUUUAUCUGUUUGUGCAUGUACUACUUAUCUGUUGUAUUAUCUAUUAUAUUACUUAAUUAUCUACUUAAUUAUUGGUCUAUAGCCAGGUAUUAACUCAAUAAACAGAAAGUAUAUUAUGGCCUAACAUCAAACUACAUAUUAUCAAUAGAUAUCCCUGUAGACGGUGAUCCUGCUUGUGAAUCUAUUUGUGAACUUCUAAUUUAUACGGCAAAUAAAAUAAAAUAGCACAAAGACAAACGAAAUUAACAUUAUUUAUACUAGAUUUCAUUCUUUACGUUUCGAAUAUUAUUUCUUCUCAAGAUAACUUAAAUUAAUAGUGAAACGUAAAGAAUGAAAAAAAAAUGUUUAUAAUUUUCGGAGUGUCUAUUAAUUGUUUUUGUUUGUGGAAACACCACGUAAAUUUAUUACUGCAAAGCUUUCGAUCCGUAAGCCCGGAUCUUCAUCAGUGCUAAUAAUAUGUGACUUGUUUAAUUCACACGCUCCUUUUAUAUACAAGCUUUGCAGUAAUAAAUUUACGUGGUGUUUCCACAAACAAAAACAAUUAUAUUUUAUCGCCAUGCAAACAUUCAAAGGAGUGUCUAUUGUUUUGUGCUUUAUACUAGAUAGCUCUGUCAGUUCUAAACUGUUCUCCCUAGAGAAUAGUAGAUUUGACUUCCACUAUCGUUUCCACCACUAUUAAAAUGAACUUAAAGUUUAUGUAAAUCAGCAUGAUUUUAUAUCAGACAUACAAACUCCUUCACCGUCAUGAUUUCUUUUGUGUUUUCUUCAUGAAUUAUUGAUGAGUUUCACAAUGUACUAUUAAUACCCCCAAUUUCAAUGCCCAUAUUGAUUGUAUUGUCUCUUGCAGAUGAAGAAUUUACCAGUAUGGCCUACGUUGAGCUCCUCUUAAGUUUACUCCAGCUAAUCUUACAUCAUGGGAGAUCUUUUAAGAAUCUUUUGGAAGAUAUCAUUAAGACCGUCACACGAGGAACAAUAUUUCAGGCUGCAAACGACCACAGCCUGCCCGCGGUUAUCAAGUCUUGUAACUAUGGAAACAAUGACGAGUUUUAUUCCGAGGAACAGGAAGCAUUCUUAUCCGCAGAGCUCGUUCGAAGUUUUUGCCAUGAUGUUGUUCGUCGGGUUCCGUCUGUCACUCGCUGUCUCUUGCCUACAGUGACAGCUAUCAGUAAGAAAAUAGCAGAUGUUUCGACCCAAGAUUUUUUAUGCACUCUCUUAUCGCUCAGUUCUUCAGGAGAAAGUGGGGUCGUCGCCAAUGCAAGUGUCUGGAUGGAACUACCUUUAAUCCCUACUGAUCACGAAUUGGCUGGUAAUUUGGUUGAAAAAGACAAAAGCUUAAUGCGUGUGAGAACUCACCUUCCCUAUGACGAUCCCGAGCAGUACAUGGAUACCUACUUCCGUCUAGUCCGCGCGGAAACCUUUUCAGCAAUGCAGCAUGGGAUAAAAGAUCUGAAAACGUCCACAUUGGAUCUAAGAGAUAUGAAUGUCUAUUACAACAUCCAUCUUGCUGGCUUUGAACUUCAAAGCGGUCGGUUCUCCCUUGCCAUUCAUUUCAUACCCACCAGGAAUGUGAAGAAGUGGGAAGCCUCACCUCAACUCAUGUUCGGUAACUUGGUGUGCCUGUCUAUCAACCGGAAGUUUGAUGACGUCAUUUGGGCAACGGUGUCCAAUAGGGAUACAGAAUUAUUGAACAAACAUCAGAUCAUUAUGUUGGAAUUGUUGGAUGAGAAUGUUAAGAGUAUAAGCGUGAUCAUCAACUCGCUACAGACCCAAGGAGGUAUUUAUGUUUUUGCAUGAUUGUAUGAUUGUAGGGCGUUGGUAGCACAGAUUAGUGCUAUCUAUAGUUAGUGCAUGGCCCUAUAUCUCUAAAACUGGGGUUGAAUUUCCCUCAGUUGCAUGCGAGUGGAGUGUUUCCAUUUUGACUCUACCAAGCAGAUCACAUGUUUUGUUGGGGGUAUAGCAGUUUACUCCAGUGGUAGUAGCACUGCAAAACACCUCUAAAGAAAACAGAAUAGUUCUAGAUCUGGUAGAAUUAUCCAGUAUAAUAAAGACUUAUCAGUGACAAUAGUUUUUACAUAAUUUCGCCUGUUUUAUAGGAUCAGCAAUCAUGGUAGAAUCACCGACCUACUACCAUUCUCUAAGUCCUGUCCUAGGAAGUCUCAAAGAAUUCGACAUGGAAAACUUUCCUCUUCAAGCAGAAGUCAUCUAUGCUAAACCUGCGCAGGUAUUACCUGGGUACUUAAAAGACGCCACGUUCCAAACUUCGAUAGUUUGCUCGUCCAAAAAUAAAUCAAGUACAGCAGAAGAAAGCCAGGGAGAUAAGCCUGAAGUAAAGAAUUCCAGUAACACCUUAGAAACAAAUGAAGGAGAGGUCUUUGAAGAAUCAGUAACGGUGAGCAAGCGGUCAAAUGAAUCGUCUAAUGCAGAUCAGAGGGAUAGUAGGUGGAAUUUGCUUUUGAAAAUGUUUGGAAGAACUACUUCUUCGAAAGCAGAACUAAGUGAAGAUGAUGACAAGGAGUCAUCAAGCAAUGUCCACAAUAUGGCAGUUGAAUCUUCUUGUGUAAAAAUCUCAAAUGAAUCACACGACACAGUCUCGGAGGAAAGGCUCGGAGGACGAAUGAAUGUGGAACGCUUUUUGGAAAGUUUUAACUCCAGUUCGGAAUCCUCUUUGGAAGCCAGUCAAUGUAAAGCCCUCGUUCAUGCUCUAAAGAAUAGAUUGGCUGUUAUUCAAGGUAAGUAUUAUAAUGUCAUUGACGUAUUUCCCAUCGAAAUAGCCAUAAUCCCCAACAUGUAUUACACACGUAUAAACGCACAGGUUGUAACAAACCUGCAGCAGACUUGUAGCAAUGCUGUUCCGCCAACUUGUCAACAGGAUGUGUUCCCAGCUUGUUGACAAGUUGUGAACAGCUUGUUGACAACUUGCUACAAGGUUGUUGAGCUCAACAACUUGUUAUCGUCCUGCAAUUCAAAUUGAUAACAAGUUGUGAUUGACAACCUUGAUAAAAUAACAGCAUUGUUACAACUUGUUGACAAUCUUGCUAGAAGCCUGUUGCGAACACAUCCUGUUGACAAGUUGUGACAUUUUUACAAUACGUUACGUUACAUUACAUCACAGGUGUGUACCUCAUCGUUAGCACAAAAAGAUCACUUGCACCAUGACGAAGAGAGUCUUCGCCCGAAAAUGCGAAGUGCUCUCUCUCUCUAUCUUUUUCAGGUGGUUCUGACACAGAUGACGACAGUUUAUUGUAAAGUGGUGCCUUCAUGUUUGAGAUCACAACUAAGUGAAUUCGACAAUACCGAGCCCCACGACGCAGAAUACUACACAGAAGUCCAUCUCCAUUGUUUUGUUGCGUAAGCGCUAUUCGUCACUCAGCAAAUACCGUAAACAGAAGCAGCCCCCCCCUAGAAAUACUCAAAAUGGCGCACGUCCAGGGGGGUGACUUCUUCUGUUUACGGUACUUGCUGCGUGACGAAUCAUGACGAAUAACGCUUACGCAAAAAACAAUGGAGAUGAACUUCUGUGUAGUAUUCUGUGCCCACGACUAGGAAUGUUUUCUAAAAUCUAGGUCCGCCUGGUUGUGGGAAGACAUUCAUUGGAGUGAAAAUCGUUCAGCUGUUGUUAUCUCUUACUCCGAAGCUCGAGAAACCAAUCUUACUGUUGACCUACAAGAACCACGCCCUGGACGAGUUCCUAAAACACAUGUUGGAAUUUUGUCGGGUAGAUGAGAUGGUUCGGAUUGGAGGAAGAUCGAAGGAGUCAUUGUUGGAUGAAUGUAAUUUGAAAAAUAUUCAAAAUUCAGUUUCGUACGAGAAAGCCACACGGGCCGAGAUUCAAAACACAAGAACUGAAAUCGUCGAUAUCGAAAUGAAAAUUAAGAAGAUUUCCAAAGAAGUCGAAGCUAGUUCCUAUUUGACACAGAAGAGUUUGGUGGACGAACUGAGUGAGGAACAGAUACAGUCUUUGAUCGUUGAAGCUGGUUGGGGAAGUGGACCAAUGAUUCACAGAGUGGGUAGGAAGAUCGCUGACAAAACAUGGAUGAAGCAUAUGUUGGACGAUGUUUCACAAAAUUAUAGUUCGGUUAAAGAAUUUCUUCAGAUGACUCUGCAAAACGGCGUGUCGAAAAACAAUCAUCUUGGUAUAACUUGUAUCAACGUUUUCAAUAAAGUGUUUCAGCAUUGGUUCCCUGAUCGAAGAGAACUACAAAGAAUGAAGGCAUUUCAAGCCGAGUUCAUUUUGCAGAUCCAAAGCGAGACGACAACUGACGAAGACGCAUCGAAAGAGUCCGAAAAUGGUGAUGACGAAAAUGAUAGCGGUGACGAAGAUUAUGUAAAGCAAUUACUCGAGACAAGAAUGGCUGCAGGAGCGAGACAAGGAGCCAGAUCCAAUGAUCUUAUAUUUUUUGAUCCCACUGGAACCAAGAACCGAAAAGAUAUUUUAGUCAAUAUCUCGGACUAUCCUCCCGACAUGGUAGUAAGUUCGCAAAUUCGCUCCGUAAACAAUCUCUGGAGCCUGAACGACGUCCAAAGGCUGCAAUUCCUGUAUUGUAUUCUUAACGAGAAGACAACCAGCCUAUCUCAGGAGUUGAAUGAUCUUAUCGAUCAGCUGCAGAGUCUGAAGAAUCGUAGAGAAGAGUUGGAAAUGACUGACAAAGUUCAAUUUUUGUUGGAGAAGAAAAUCAUUGGUGUGACCAUCACAGGAGCGUCUAUUAAUCAUGAUCUUCUUCAUCAAAUUGGUCCAAGUGUCGUGAUCGUUGAGGAAGCCGCUGAAAUUCUUGAACCCAGUCUCCUGGCUGCGCUGACGCCAUCUAUUGAGCAUCUCAUUUUAAUUGGCGACCACAAACAACUAAGACCACAGGUUGACACCUACGAAUUGUGCAAGAACUUUCAGUUUGAUAUCUCGAUGAUGGAAAGAUUGAUUGAAUCUGGAUUCCCUUUCAAGUCCCUUGCCAAACAGAACCGAAUGCGACCUGAAUUUUCAGCCCUGCUACGAGACAUCUACCCAAAUCUUGAAGAUAACCUGCCUCUGGUGUCGAAAAACGAGCCACUAAAAUGCAUUGAGAAAUCAAUGUUUUUCUGGUGUCAUGAUGAUCCCGAGAAGAAAGAUCGUACUUACACAAAUGUUAAGGAAGCAGACCGUGUCAUAGCUCUUGUAAUAUAUCUCUUAUGCAAUGGUGUCCAUCCAUCUGAAAUCACAGUGCUAGCAGCCUACCUCGGACAGACUAAACUUCUCAGAAAUAUGAUAAAACGAGAGAAAGCCAAUACGCCUAAACUUUUCCAAGAAGUUGAUGAAGAUGGAAAUGAGAGGGAAUGUUUCGUCCAAGUGCAAACAAUCGACAUGUACCAAGGAGAUGAAAACGACUACGUCAUUAUUUCACUGGUGCGCUCCAACGAAGAAAACAGGAUCGGGUUUUUGAAUAAAAUGAACCGUCGCUGUGUGGCCCAGUCGAGAGCGAAGUGUGGUAUGUACUUCAUUGGAAACCAUAACACCUUGUGUGGAGCCAGAGAUUCGUGUUGGUCAGAGUUUAUUAGUUCGAUGAUGAAACAAGAUUGUGUUGAUAAUGAAUUUCCACUUCAAUGUGCAAAACACAAAACAUCGAAGUAUAAAGCUUUGGAAGACAAGAUCAUUCGUGCAGUGAUUGCCAAACCUAUCCUCCUUUGCAAGCAGCUAUGUGGUGAUCCUUACCCCCACUGCGACAAACAUCCUUGCAGGCAACCAUGUUUUCCAAGACAUGUGCACACUGUUUGUCCAGAACGAGUUGAUGACCAAUUCCCAGAUUGUGGUCAUGAUGUGAAACGAAGAUGUCCUGAGAAAAUUUCUAAUCUUAAGUGCAGAACUGUGGAAAUCGUGGGUCUUCCAUGCGGCCACGAAGGCGCGAAGAAGUGUUUUGAAAAUGUAUCUGAUGUUCAAUGCAAAAUACUAGUCACUGCAACCUUCCCACGGUGCGGACACAAGACAGAGAAACCAUGUUAUGUCAAGAUUGAAACGAUGAAGUGUCAACAGCCGUGUAAAGAAAUGAAGACGUGUGGAAUUCAUCAAUGUAAAGAUGUUUGUGGAGAGAGUCACGGUCAUGAUACCUGCUCAGAAAAGAUCGAUUACAAAUUCCCAGAGUGUGAUCAUCCCUCACCAAAAAAGAAAAAAUGUUCCGAAGAAAUAAGAUGGAACUGUAGAUACAAAGUGACCUUCACAGGAGUUUGCGGUCAUGAAAUCCAGAGAGAAUGUAACCAAAGUGAAAAGGAAGUAAAAUGUCCUAUCAAACCAUGCGGGAGACUGCGGAAAUGUCGUCAUCCUUGUACAAAUGCUUGCGGAGAUGACUGCGAGAAAGGCGAAUGCAAGCUUUGUUUGCGUGUACUCCACAAAAAGAUGGAGGAAUUUCGUGAAGCGGCCAGGAAAAGGGUUAAAGAGCUUGAAGAAAAGAUCGAAAAAAAGGAGAUCCCCAAUUUCUCUCGAGAUGAGAUUCGUGGCACAGGACCAACCGCUGCUGAAUACCAGAAAGUGAAAGAUCAAGUUCUGAAGUUCAUUCAACCGUGUCACAAAUGGUUUCCUACAAUCACCAAAAUUGAAAAAGUUACCAAUCUUGAAUUAGAGAAGAAAUUUGAAGCAGCAAAGUCCAAAGCGUUUGGAGAUUACAUCGACACGAAGUUUCACGGUACAUCUAAUGACGGUGUGAAAGGCAUCGUCCGAAAGGGCUUCAGAAUGCCAGAGGCCAAUCCCCGCCCGCCAAAAAAUCGUGGUAUGUAUGGUCAAGGAAUCUACUUCGCCACAGAUUCGUCAAAGAGCGCGCGGAGUAUUUAUACCAAAGGUUCUCAGAAACUUUUGCUGUGUCAAGUCAUUCUCGGAAAUUCAAUGACAGUCGACAAAGCAGAUAACACAUUGAAUAAGAAGAAGCUCCGAUCUAAUCAAUGCGAUUCGGUGUAUGCUCCUCGAGGAACAGAAGUGAUCAAUGAUGAAUUUGUGAUAUUUGAUCCUGACCAAGCACUUCCUCAGUACAUCAUUCACUUCUCUUCUACCAAUAACUUUGUACCACCGUCGCCAACAGCGCUGACAACCCAACCAUUUCUCAAAACGAAUAUGAAAGCAUCGAGAGCAGUGAAUUUUCAAGAUCCGUUUGAAAUGUACUACAAUUUUGCUGAAUCUCAUUUCAGAAGAAUGGCCGCAAAGAGUCACCUACAACAAGUGACCAUUUCUUCAAUAGAUAUCGUUAUCAACAAAGAUCUGGAAGACAAAUUCGAAGCAACAAAGCAGAAGUUCAAAAGCCAAGGCAUUUCUGACAAAGAAAUUCUUGCUUAUCAUGGAACUGCAUCGACCAACAUAGAUAGUAUCCUGAGGAGUAACCUACAGUUAAGCUUCGCCAAGCGGCAAGCCUAUGGUAAAGGAAAUUAUUUUUCUGAAUUUCCUGCAGUCAGUUUGGGUUAUGGUGAUGGUCUGCUCCUGUGUCGCAUUCUUCCUGGAAAAGAGUACGUCGACUCUACUCACUGCGACAUACCCCAAGGCUAUAAUUCCAAGAAAGUGUUACGAAGCCAGCUUACAGGUGGUUCAGCAGCAGCUGCCAACGCGAGUGGUGAAAUUAUUAUUAUUGAAAACUCUGAUCAGAUUUUGCCUUUCUUUGUUAUCCAUCGUUGAAAUGACAGUAAAUAUAGAAGAUUAGAAAUAUAUUUUUACGAAUAAGUGUAGUGACAUUGACUUUAGAUAAUUGCUAUACAUAUUUCAAGUCACCGAAGAGGUGGGAUGAACUAUAUAAUUGAACUAUAUUCUGAUUCAAUUUUGAUCCUUUAAUUGUUAUUUUGUAUUAACUUCGUAUUUUCGUAAAACAAAAAGCUUUUCGAGUAGGUACAUAAAGUGCUUAUACGUUCAUGCCUUAUAACACAACGACAAUUAUAAUUGUAAAUUAUUAUUUUUUCAUUCCAUAAUUGUCAUGAUUUAAGGAUUUGCUAGUUACAAUUGAAUACAAUUUGUAUAAUUAGAGUAAUAGUAAUUUCAUUUAGUAAAGAAAUAUGUUUAUUUCAUUUUUUGUCAUGUUUUCUUAUGUCUAUCUAUGCAUAUAUUUUGCCAAACUUUCCAAAGGCCGAAAAAACCAUAGCUCCCAACUAUUACUCCCAGCUUUUUAACAUUCUGCCCAGUUACUUCUUAUACCUAGCAGGUUUUCCAAUAUUCAAAAAUUCACCACAAGUCACCCAUAGCACAUAUAGUAAUAUAAUCGGAUGAAAAUCUACAAAAUAGCAGCAAGGAACUAAAAUAGCUUAUCUGCAUGCAAACGAUGUAUAGACGCGCGUAUUCAUUAAUUACGUGAUUCACUGAAGGGCUUGAAUCCGGGUUUUCCCAUUAAUUUAGUUUAUUGUACGAUCAUCCAGAUUAAAUUUUUUAAUUAUUUCUGACGUUUCGGCUACCUACACGGCAGCCAUUACCAAAGACGUAUUAUAGUUACAAAAAAAAUUUACAGUUAUAAUAAUUUUAUCUUGCGUCAAAAAUGACGUGCGCGUGUAAAAUUUAAUCUGGAUGAUCAUUAAUUACGUGUUAAACAAUUUGUUGUUACACACGCACCAGAUGCAGUCAGCAGCAUGGAUGGAUCCUGCAGAGGUUGUUCAUUUAUGUUUUUAAAUGUGUGGUUCUUAGCGCUGCAGAAACUACAGCAACCUGCAAGUUAGCCGUAAGGAGAGCAUGUCAAAAUGUUUUGAUGGCUUGAACUCAGUCUGUUUCACACGACACUGACAGAGAACACCAACGGUUAGAGAGCAUAUAACUUAAAUGAAUAGAAAAACAACAACAACAACAACAACAACAACAACAACAACAACAACAACAACAACAACAACAACAACAACAACAACAACAACAACAACAACAACAACAACAACAACAACAACAACAACAAGGAACUAAAAUAGCUUAUCUGACAAACAUUAGGUACAUUCAGUAA
This is a messenger RNA of Paramuricea clavata, 23123 nucleotides long. The record is from the annotation of a GenBank genome assembly. Lineage: Eukaryota; Metazoa; Cnidaria; Anthozoa; Malacalcyonacea; Plexauridae.